AUGUUCCCCACCCCCAUAGGCCUGUAUCUAGGAUUAUUUUUGGCUACAACCAACGUCUUUGGCACCCAAGUCACGGAUGUUCAAGGCCCCGCGUUCAAAUCAUCUUUGGUCGGACAAACUAUCCACAACUUAACCGGAAUAGUGACGGCAAAGGGCCCCAACGGGUUUUGGAUCUCUGGUGCACCUGUGGCCGAUCCUCGCGUCUCUAAUGGGUUGAGUAUCUUCACGCAGGAUGCCUCGGUCAUUGCCCAAGUCGCGAUCGGCGACAUGGUAUCCUUGUCGGGGCGUGUUGCUGAGUUUCGCUCUAAUAACUCGCCCGACGACCUAACCAUAACGGAGAUCGACAAUCCGACCGAAAUCGAGGUCGCCUCCCAAAACAAUGCUGUCGUACCGGUGAUUAUAGGAAAAGACCGAAGCCCCCCUACUCAGCAACUUUCCGCACUUGAUACCGGAAGCGACGGUUUCCUCGCCGUCCCUAACAAUAGCAGUCGCAUUGAUAUUACAGACGCGACACUACAGCCGGAUAAGUUCGGAAUGGACUUUUGGGAGAGCCUAGAAGGACAACUCGUUACUAUCCCAAAACCUGUCGCCUUGGAUUUCCCGAAUAGCUUUGGCGAAAUAUGGGUACGAGGCGAUUGGGCGGUAACGGGUUUGAAUAGUCGAGGAGGCCUCACUAUAACACUCGGCCCUGACGGUCGUCCAGAUGCGAAUCCUGAGGCAGUCAUCGUCGGGAGACCUCUGGAUGGCACCAGAAAUCCGAAAGCCUUUCUCGGAGUUGGCCUCUCAGACAUCACGGGAGUAGUUGCGUUUCAAUUUGGCUUCUUCUAUGUCCUCCCACUGUCCGCCCCAUCCAUCAUCUCUACCCCGACUGCAGAUGUCCCAGUGACGACCAUAUUAUCUUCAGACACGGAUGAAUGUACUCUUACCGUCGGAGACUAUAAUGUAGACAACAUGACACCGAGAUCCCCUACGCACGUCAACGGUGUUGCGAAGCAUAUCGCGACAUUCCUCCGGAACCCCGACAUUGUGUUCCUUCAGGAAAUCCAAGACAAUACAGGGUCCACUGACGAUGGCAUCGUCGUUGGUAAUCUCACCUUGUCCGCCCUUACAACUGCCAUUGCAUCCAUCAGUGGCGUGCGUUAUGACUUCAUCGAGAUCGCGCCAAUCAACAAUGAAGAUGGUGGAGAACCAGGGGGGAAUAUCAGACAGGCUUACAUAUUUAAACCGGAAAAACUGCAACUCGUAUCUGGAUCCCCAGCUGGAGGGUCUCUUGACUCAACGGCAGUAGUAUCAGACGUUUCUGACGGUCUGACAUUCAGCUUUAACCCAGGACGGGUCGACCCUACGAACCCUGCUUGGAUUGACUCCCGUAAACCUCUUGCGGCAGCAUGGCAAACUACCUCAGGUCAUCGCUUCUUUACGGUCAACUUACAUCUCACUUCGAAGAGUGGCAGUGCUUCUACCCAAGGUGAUGCACGUCCGCCAGUCAACCUAGGCGUAAAUCAAAGAACAAGCCAGAUUGAAAGAGUAUCUGCUUUCGUUCGAACGAUUCUGGCGGAGGACACCAACGCCAACAUUGUGGUUGCAGGCGACUUCAACGAAUACGUUCAAACGCGUUCCGCAUUUACUUCGCUGCAAGAUAUUCUGUUCGAAGCGGACGAAAUAGCUGGAGUUGACCCCGUCGAACGAUACACCUUCCUUUUCGAUCAAAAUUCUGAGCAAUUGGAUCAUAUCUUCGUCUCCAAUGCUAUCAAAGGUCGCGGCGUUGACGUGGAGCAUAUCCAUGUGAACAACUGGGCCAACGCCACCACUGUUACCGCCAGACCUAGCGACCACGAUCCUUCCAUCGCUGAAAUUCACCUUUGCUGA
Pleurotus ostreatus (oyster mushroom) is the source of this 1869-nucleotide messenger RNA. RefSeq lists its product as uncharacterized. The transcript is spliced from 8 exons. NCBI's taxonomy places the organism in Eukaryota, Fungi, Basidiomycota, Agaricomycetes, Agaricales, Pleurotaceae. The coding region runs from base 1 to 1869 and encodes 622 amino acids. The record is from RefSeq and is a predicted model, not a curated record. Gene Ontology annotation, molecular function: catalytic activity.